ACGCAGGCGCGUGGGGCCGCGGCGAGAACCCCACGCGGGAGCUUUUGGAGUCCCCAGUCGCCGCUUCUCACUUCACUGGAGAGGGGUCCGGGAGGGAACCAAUAAAGAGUGAAUGUGCCGCAGCCCCGGUGGCGGCCGAGUUGCUGCGAACGACCCCGGAGUCGUGCGCUCGGGAGGCGGCGAGGGGAGGCGGUUCGCCUCGUCCCUCCCACCCGCCCCUUUCUCUCUGUCUCUCCCUCCUUUCCUCCCGCUGGUCCCAGAUCCUCGCUCUGUCCGGCCCCUUCGUCCCCGACCUCGCACUCUUCGAUCUCCGCAGUCCUUUACCUAGGGCGUCCCAAAGUGCCAUGGGUUAGGGUGGGGACCGCGAGCCGCGGGAAAGGACUAGCCCCGAUUCUCCGCCGGGGGGCGUGAAGCCGAUCGCCGCUUGCCUCUCGCGGUUGUCCGGCUAUGGGGAGAGCGGUGUGAGCCCGCAACCCCCGGAGCACGCAGGAACAGCGGAGCCCGGCGCCCCGAGGAGCCGGGGAUCUGAAGAAGGAGCGGAGGGAGGGCGAGGAGGCGGGCGGGGAAGCCGGGGAAAAGUGCAGCCAGGAGGAGAAGGCGGCGGAAGGUGGGGAUUGAUGCUUCUGUUUUUUGUUGCCGCUGCUGCGCUCGCGCUGGGAGCCAAGCCGGAGGGAAGGCGGUGGAGAGAUGAUUGCAGAGUUGGUGAGCAGCGCUCUGGGGCUCGCCUUGUAUCUCAACACCCUGAGUGCGGAUUUCUGCUACGAUGACAGCCGUGCUAUCAAGACUAAUCAGGACCUGCUGCCAGAAACCCCCUGGACCCACAUUUUCUACAAUGAUUUCUGGGGGACUCUUCUAACCCACAGUGGUAGCCACAAGUCCUACCGGCCGCUCUGCACUCUUUCUUUUCGACUGAAUCAUGCCAUCGGAGGGCUGAAUCCCUGGAGUUAUCACCUUGUCAAUGUCCUGUUGCACGCGGCCGUCACCGGCCUCUUCACACGCUUCUCCAAGGCCCUGCUUGGGGACGGAUACUGGACUUUCAUGGCCGGCUUGAUGUUUGCCUCGCACCCCAUUCACACGGAGGCAGUGGCGGGCAUCGUGGGACGGGCAGACGUGGGCGCCAGUCUCUUUUUCCUCCUGUCCUUGCUCUGCUACAUCAAGCACUGUUCUACAAGAGGCUACUCAGCCAGAACUUGGGGCUGGUUCCUGGGGACAGGACUGUGCGCUGGAUGCAGCAUGCUGUGGAAGGAGCAAGGAGUGACCGUCCUCGCAGUUUCAGCCGUUUAUGAUGUCUUUGUCUUCCACAGGCUGAAGAUGAGGCAGAUUCUUCCUACCAUUUACAAAAGGAAGAACUUGUCUCUCUUUCUCAGCAUUAGCUUGUUAACAUUCUGGGGGACCAGCCUUUUGGGUGCCCGGUUAUACUGGAUGGGCAAUAAACCACCAAGCUUUUCCAACUCCGACAACCCCGCUGCUGACUCGGACAGCCUUUUGGCUCGCACGCUCACCUUCUUCUAUUUACCUACCAAGAACCUCUGGCUAUUGCUCUGCCCGGACACCCUGAGCUUUGAUUGGUCCAUGGACGCCGUGCCUCUUCUCAAAACAGUUUGUGAUUGGAGAAAUCUACACACUGUGGCCUUCUAUUCUGGACUUCUCCUCCUCGCCUACUGUGGUUUGAAGAGCCCAAGUUUAGAAGGAGAGUGCAACGGGAAAGCUGUGACAAACGGCAAGCAGAACGCCAAUGGCCAUAGUUGCUACUCAGACGUGGAGUACCGGAACUCAGAAAUUAAGCCCAGCUUUGCAUCCAAAGUAGAGAAUGGAAUUAAAAGUUGCGUAUCACAGAGACCUCAGCUCCCUUCCACUGAGAACAUUGUCAUCCUGUCUUUAUCUUUGUUGAUAAUACCUUUUAUUCCUGCCACGAACCUGUUUUUCUAUGUCGGCUUUGUAAUCGCAGAGCGAGUCUUAUAUAUUCCCAGUAUGGGCUUCUGCCUUCUGAUCACAGUGGGCGCCAGAGCCCUUUACGUCAAAGUACAAAAGAGGUUUCUCAAGAGCCUGGUUUUUUAUGCUACAGCAACGUUAAUUGUCUUCUACGGACUCAAGACUGCCAUCAGGAACGGAGACUGGCAGAAUGAGGAGAUGCUGUAUAGAUCAGGGAUCAAAGUGAACCCCGCCAAAGCGUGGGGUAACCUUGGAAAUGUUCUGAAGAGUCAGAGUAAAAUCUCCGAAGCUGAAAUUGCCUAUAGAAAUGCUCUGUACUACCGCAGCAACAUGGCUGACAUGCUGUAUAAUUUAGGGCUGCUGCUCCAAGAGAACAGCAGGUUUGCAGAAGCUCUCCAUUAUUACAAACUGGCCGUCGGCAGCAGGCCCACCCUGGCUUCUGCCUAUUUAAACACCGGCAUCAUUCUCAUGAACCAAGGGAAGACAGAAGAAGCCCGACGUACAUUCCUCAAGUGUUCUGAGAUUCCAGAUGAGAAUCUGAAGGAUCCUCAUGCACAUAAGAGUUCUGUUACCAGCUGCCUGUACAACCUCGGGAAACUCUAUCAUGAGCAAGGACGCUAUGAGGAAGCCCUGAGUGUUUAUAGGGAAGCAAUUCAGAAGAUGCCAAGGCAGUUUGCCCCUCAGAGCUUAUACAACAUGAUGGGCGAAGCAUACAUGAGACUGAGUAAGCUUCCUGAAGCUGAGCAUUGGUACAUGGAAUCGUUGAGAUCCAAGACGGACCACAUCCCUGCUCAUCUUACCUAUGGGAAGCUGCUGGCGCUAACAGGUCGUAAGAGUGAGGCUGAAAAGUUCUUCUUGAAGGCUAUUGAGCUGGAUCCUACCAAAGGAAACUGUUACAUGCACUAUGGUCAGUUUCUCCUAGAGGAAUCUCGCCUCACAGAAGCAGCUGAGAUGGCCAAAAAAGCAGCUGAGCUGGACAGCACAGAGUUCGAUGUCGUCUUCAAUGCUGCCCACAUGCUCAGACAAGCUAGCCUCAAUGAAGCUGCGGAGAAGUAUUACGAUCUUGCAGCGAGACUGAGACCUAACUACCCUGCUGCUCUCAUGAACCUAGGGGCCAUCCUGCAUCUCAAUGGGCGACUCCAGAAGGCUGAGGCCAACUACCUGAGGGCUCUGCAGCUCAAGCCGGAUGAUGUCAUCACUCAGUCCAAUCUCCACAAGCUGUGGAACAUCAUGGAAAAGCAAGGCUUGAAGACCUCCAAGACCUGACACUCGAGAACUAGCCGCCUCCUCCUACGCUUGUCAAAGCUGGCUUCAUUAACAGACAGAUCUUUCCAGCAGUGCGGUGGUGAUAAAAGCUCACAGGAGACAACAAGCCCAGGACAGAGGUCAUCAUGGUUACCGCCACUGCUAGGAGAAUCCACUUUGCUAUGGGCACAGCCCUUAACACCAAAAAGGGGAACAUUGAGAACCUCUGGGAGGGUGUAAUUGUUACCCAUAGACUAAACCAGAGCACUUAACAGGACUUUGGGGCGUUCUUAGAAGGGAGUGGGAUCUCAGCUGCAGAUGUUGUUCACUUUUGAGGGAGAGUUUGAAAUUAUAUUGUUCCUUAAACACUGUGAGAGGAAGUCAGAGAGCCCAUCCAGCCACAGUGAACUCUUAAGGGGGUGAUUAACACAUAGCGUGAAUCCCAGUGAGCCACCGGUUGUCCUUAU
Rattus rattus (black rat) is the source of this 3644-nucleotide messenger RNA. RefSeq names its product transmembrane O-mannosyltransferase targeting cadherins 2 (gene Tmtc2). Lineage: Eukaryota; Metazoa; Chordata; Mammalia; Rodentia; Muridae. Gene Ontology annotation, cellular component: endoplasmic reticulum membrane. Bases 688 to 3198 code for a protein of 836 amino acids. The transcript is spliced from 12 exons. Gene Ontology annotation, molecular function: mannosyltransferase activity; protein binding. The record is from RefSeq and is a predicted model, not a curated record. Gene Ontology annotation, biological process: protein O-linked glycosylation via mannose.